Baudoinia panamericana UAMH 10762 is the source of this 1179-nucleotide messenger RNA. RefSeq lists its product as uncharacterized. The transcript has a single exon. The record is from RefSeq and is a predicted model, not a curated record. Bases 1 to 1179 code for a protein of 392 amino acids. NCBI's taxonomy places the organism in Eukaryota, Fungi, Ascomycota, Dothideomycetes, Mycosphaerellales, Teratosphaeriaceae.
AUGCCUCCACCCUCGCAAGGACUACCACCGCCGUCGCAAAUACAAGAUCCGCCCACUUCUCUGCGCGGCUCGGGCGUACCGUCUACUACGACUGCGCCGGUGCCUGAGCGAAGCCAGACCGAGGAUAUCGACCCCAAGACUGGCAAGCGAGCAUUGUUCGAGUCCGGUAAACAGAGAGCAGACUUCGGAUCGCAGAGUACGGAGGCGACAGUGGCAGGUGCAGCCGGCAUGAUGCCGCAAACGCAAGCGGCUAUCAGUGCCAUGAAAUCGGGCUCGUCAGAGCUGAAACCCCAUCCAGCACCCAUUCCAAUCUCGCCAGCCAGACUACCAUACCAAGCUAUGGCGCCGUCGCCGUCGCUACUAAGAUCGAGCUCGCCACGACUGCAUAGCCCGGCCGACAGCGAGAUCUUCGAGCGCAACGUGCAAGAACCGGUUGCGAUCUCCACCUUACAAGGCGAGCUUAGCCCGGCACAUAUGCCGAGCCACGUCAUUACCGAAGACCACAUCCCUCCUGCGUUAGAGGCUACAGUGAACGCCAUUACGAGCGAAACACUGAACCCAGAUGAGGUGGAGAUCGUGACGUCCACGUCACAUCAGCCAGCGGCGGAGAAAGUGCUUGAAGCUUCCGCAAGCCAAGCAGACCUCACGCAGCUCCACUCGCCCCCGUUGAAGCACUCGGCCUCCGACAACUCCGAUGUCAACUCCUCUUUCCACCAUCUACCCACCACCAACGAGGAGGACGGCGCAAGCACAUACGGCCAACUCGACCCGAAUGACGUCCGACGACUCAGCUUCAUCUCCUUCGCCGACGUAGUACAAGCCGAGCAUCAGCAGCAGGCUGCCGCCUCCUCGAUGGACAACGUCGGGCUGCCAGGGAGCUUCUCCGGUGCGCAAGACCGUGCGUCGCCGCCUCUGCGAUCACCACGCUCUCCCGGCAGUCUCGGAGGCGGACUCACGACGCCGCCGCCUGUGCAUGCGCAUGAGCAGAGUCCGGUGAGGUCGGCGAUUAUAGGUGGUAGCGCUCCGACUCAGCACGGUGAGCUACAGAUUGAGACGAUGAGGCAGGCGGUGCGGAAGACGGCGAGCAGGGAUAUGAGCGGUGUUAGAAGUGCGGGUAUGAGCUUGAUUGGAGAUGAUGGUGCUUCUGGCAGUGAGACCAGGAGCAGAACGAAUACAUGA